UCUGAGGCCAGAGGAGUUCACACUCGGGUGGGCGGAUCGUAGCGGUGACAGCGACGCUCGGAGACUCCAGACAAACUGUCAAAAAAACAGACAACUAACGGUGACCAUGGCGGAGUUAGACCUGAGUCUGAGUGAUGCGCUGACUGACAGCGUUCCCCAGCAGGGCCCUGAGAGCCUGGUGGAGCGGGAUUUUGUGGCCCAGCUGGAGGCCGAGACCUUUGAUGACCAGAUCGGGGAGACGGUGGGAAAGACGGACUACAUCCCCCUACUGGACAACGAUGACCCCAGGGCAGACACGGGUACUGCGUUGGAGAAUGGAGAGCAAGAAGCACAUGGAGUGCAAAAGCCUGGUUGUAAGGUGACCACAGGGGGACAGACUUCAGCGUCGCGCCCGGAGCCGCAGGGAGAGGUGUGGCCAAAAUCACUUGACCAGAAGCAGGCCCUAGCUACGGACUUCUUAUCAGCCUCCAUGGCAAGUUAUUCAGAUCCUCUGGGCUCUCAGACCAGCCCUGCCCCAAUGAUGGACACUGGCCGGAUGGGAGCUUUUUCAGGUUUCUCCCAGUCUGCUGGGAUGGGGGUCAACAUCGAGGUUGGGGCUGCCCCUCUGUCAGGUGAGAGGACUCCAAGUAAAGCCGAACCCCAGCACCCCACACCCACAGCGGGGUCUGAAGCCCCUAAAGAGUACAGCCCCAUGCUGCCUGAACCUCAGGCUCCCCGUAGCCCUCUGGACCUGUCAGCAGGUGCAUUAGGCGACUGCUGGCAAGACCAGGCUGACUGUCUGUCGACAGACCUCCCUUUCACUCCAAGCGUUUCCACGGUGAUCAGUCGCCAUGCCAGCAAACUAGCAGUCAGCCCUGAUGACCCACCUGACAGUUGGCCUACGCGAGAGAGCACAGCCUAUGCCGGAGGGGAUGAAAAAGAGGGAGAGGGAUCCGACCGAAAGCAGAACAAGAAGAAGAAAAAAAGGCGACAGAAAGAUGAGGGGUCUUAUGAGCACCUAGAGAGUAAAGGUCACCUUGAGGUGCAAGCAACUGGAGAAAACACAGAGGAGUUCUACAGCAGGAUAGGCCCGAGGAGAGAUAAAGGAGAGGCUGGAUGGGAGGAGCAGCUUGGGAAGAGUGGAGGGAGGGGGAAGAAGGGUAAGAGCAGGAAGAAGAUUCCACAGGAGUGGGGAGUGAUGGCGGAACCGUUUGUCCCUGCGUCAGCAGCCUCUCAAAUCACAGAAGACGAUAUGAUGGAUUUAGGAAGCUCUGCUCAGUUGGAGUCCUCAUUCACAGACAUGGAUAACAGCUCCAGCGCCUGGAAAAAGGAGGUUUUCCCAGAAGAAGGCCUAGUCCCUUCUCCUCUGUCCCAUGACCUUUUCUCUUCAACUGCUUCUGCCAUCAACCCAUUGGUCCUGAACAGCGAGCUGAAAGCCACAGCGCCUCCGUUCGCAAUGCCCUCUACCACAACUGACAGUGUAACACUUGGCUCCCUCCCCAUGGCUCCCCACCCAGAUGAUCCAUUCAACCUCCUAAUGGAUACUGAAAAUGCCAGCUUGGGUAACAGCAGCCAGGCCAUUUUGCCAACUUUCUCUCAAGAGAUUGACACAAUGGCUGGUGACGUUGUUGACAGUGGGAUAUUUGACACUACCAGUUUCCUCCAAGAGUCUUGUGUGCAAGGGCUACCAGAGGGAGACACCUCAGCUUUCAGCCCGGCAUCCCAACCAAGCCCAGGUUUUUCCCCAAAAGGUGAGGUGUUAGCCUCGGCCCCUCCUCUCUCACCAUCAGAUUCUUCUUGGGUCCUGAACAACUCCACCAUGAGCAGGGACAGCGACCUAUUUGACUUCAGUGAGGUCAACACUUCAGGUGAUCCUGUUACCUUGGGGCUUUCCUUUGACACCCCAAGCCCAGCGCCUCUCCGCUCUCCUAAGACCACAGCGCAAGAGUCCAAAGCCAAAGAGCAGAAGGAUGGGAAAUCUUCCCAGAAACAAUCCAAGAAGUCUCGUUCCUCAUCUUCCUCCUCCUCUUUGAAGAGUCCCACCUCCCCAGGAGCUAAGAAGUUCCCUUCACCAGCAUCCCCACUCAUCAGUCCCUCUUCCCCUCCAGCUGCAAACGCCCUGGGAGUCCUACCCUCUGGCCUCAACCCUGCAGCUAAACCCUUCUUUCCAAGUUUUGCUGAUUCCAUGGAAGAACCAGCCGUGGUCCCUCCAGUUGACCCAUUCAUGGAAGUCAAAUCUGGCAUGAUGGAGAAAACUGAGAAGAAGGAAGACAAUGAUAAGAAGAUAGAAUUCUUUGAACCUCUGGAAAAAGCCGAUCAGAAGAGCGUGAAGGUGGAAUAUGUGAGCAAUCCGACUCCAGGCAAGGUGGAGACAGAGACAGAGAAGGCAGAAAAAGAGAAGGAGGCACAGAAAGAGAAGGAGAAAGAGGCAGAAAUGUUAAAAGAGAAGGAGAAGGAGGCAGAAAAGUUGAAAGAGAAGGAGAAGGAGGCAGAAAAGUUGAAAGAGAAGGAGGAGGCAGAAAAGUUGAAAGAGAAGGAGAAAGAGGCAGAAAUGUUGAAAGAGAAGGAGAAACAGGCAGAAAUGUUGAAGGAAAAGGAGAAAGAGGCAGAAAUGUUGAAGGAAAAGGAGAAAGAGGCAGAAAUGUUGAAGGAAAAGGAGAAAGAGGCAGAAAAAACCAAAGAGAUCGAGAAACAGGCAAAGAAGGAAGAAGAAAAGAAGGAGGCUGAAAAGGACAAAGAGAAAGUGGAGUCAAUGCAACAGAAGGCAGAAAAGGAAGACAAAGUGAAGGUAGAAUUUUCCCCCGAUAAAUUGUUCAAGACUGAGGACAAGACGGAGAACGUCCAAAAAGUUCAGGUGACAGAGGAGGCAGAGAACAAAGUUAAGAAAACAGAGAAUGUGGAAAAAGUGGAAGAAAAAACCGAGAUGAAAAACUCUGAAAAGGUUGACAAAACUGAGGUGAAGGAUGUCAAAGAGCAGCACAUGGACAAAGUGGAAAAGACCCCAGAGCAACAGCUGACAGCCGCCAAACUUGAUAUCGGUUCUGACAAGGUGGAGACGAAGUCUGAAACCGAGAUGACGGCGACAGCAGAGGUGAAAGAAAGUAAGAAAGAAGAAGAGGACAAAGCAAAGAAGACAGAGAAAGAAGACAAGCCGGCCGAGAAAUCGGUAGAAAAACAGAAGACCGAUAAGGACGAGAAGCAGGCCGACAAAAAGACAGCGGAGAAGAAGGAUGAGAAGAAGGACAAAGCUGCAAAAGCAGACGCAGGAGAGAAGGUCAAGAAAGCGAAACCUGCAAGUAACGGAAGCAGCACCUCACCGAGCAAAGACCUGGCAGACAAGAAGACUAAGCCAGUUGCUGGGGUGACCAAACCAAGCACUGCAGCCAAAACACGGCUGAGUAGCACGGCUGCUGGCGGUUCAGCCACUGCCACUACAAAACGCCCCACACCCUCCACAACCGCCACCUCCAUCUCAGACAAAAAAGCAACCACAAGCAGGCCACUAUCCACAGCAGCUGCUGGUCCAAAGCGACCCUCAACCGCCUCCGCCAGUUCCACCAGCCGCCCUGCAUCCUCGACCACCUCCACUACACGUGAUGUUAAACCCAAGACCACGGCAGAGAAACGCCCCCUUGUGCCAAAGGCCAGCUCUGCAACAACAGGCUCCACCGCCGCCACCAAAAAUGGAACCGCUACCACAGCAGCAAGCAAAACAGCUGCAUCAGUGCGCACAACUGCUGCUCCACGCAGCACCACCACUACUACCGCAGCCAGGAAGCCUCUGGCUUCCAUGACUGAUGGCAAACCAGGAGAGGAGAAGAAGCCCAGCACUGGCAAGACUUCCACAGACUCCACCAAACCCAAGACCUCCACCACCACCGGCACCGCCCGCAGCUCUACUUCCUCCACCGCUGCCUCUCGCGCUCGACCCGCAGCAGCCAAACCGGCCACUUCAUCCUCCACCACUGGCGCAGCAGAGAAGAAGCCCCUGGUGCCUCGCGCCACCCGGGUCGCUUCCUCUUCAACCACGACCACCACCUCCACCUCGAGGACCGCAGCUCGACCCAGCACAGCACCGGCUCCUGACAUCCGUAACGUUCGCUCUAAGAUCGGCUCUACAGACAACAUGAAGCACCAGCCUGGAGGAGGGAAGAUGUCAUCUGCCUCUCAGAGCAGGUCCCUCGCCUCCAAAGAUACGAGCCAGGCCAAAGUUCAUAUAGUCUCCAAAAAGGUGGACUUCAGCCACAUCACCUCACGCUUGGGCUCCAAGGAUAAUUUGAAGCAUAUUCCUGGUGGAGGGAAAGUGCAGAUACUCAACAAGAAGGUGGAUCUGAGUAAGGUGACGUCAAAGUGCGGCUCCAAGGACAACAUCAAGCACAAGCCUGGUGGUGGCGUCGUGAAGAUCGAGUCUCACAAAAUGAGCUUCAGGGAAAAGGCUCAGUCCAAAGUGGGCUCCAUGGACAAUUUGAGCCACUCUCCUGGUGGAGGAAACAUCAAGGCUGAGGGGUCCCAGGAGACAACAGAGGGGAAUGAGACUCCCCUGAGUGGCACCUCGGCCCCUGGCUGUGAGCCAGGGCAGGCAGGGGGCGCCGCUGCCCAUGAGAAUGGGCUGAAGGAGGGGGCUCCCUGUGAUAGUGAGGGCCUCCGGGAGACCCAGUCUCUGGAGUCAGGCAUCCCAGAGUCAAGCAUCUAAUUCUGCUAUCCCUCUGCCCUCCUCAUUUCAACCCCCCCUCAACAACACCUCCUCCCCCCUUCCCCAAUUAUCCUUUUUCUAUAUAUAUAUAUAUUUUUCUUUCUCCCUUACCCUCCUCUCCCCUCUCCCCUGCCCCCUUUUUAUUUUCUUUCUGACCUUUCUGCUGCAGAUUGAGUCUCUCAAGCUCAACUUCCGCGAGAAUGCUCGCUCUCGCACGGACCAUGGCGCCGACAUUGUCACCUGGCCGGCCCCCCAGGACAGCCCCCACCCACACGGUUCCUUCUAUUCUCUACACCAAAACCACCACCACCACCACCGCCACCAACCGACUCCUCGCAGUGUCUCCCUCAUUGAAUCGUUGACGUCUGCAGGCUGCAUCAGCUCCCCCUCCCCCUCUUCCUUGCAGCAGCUUCAGGGGGAGGUCCAGGUUGACAUCAGCCACACCUUAAAAGGAUCUUGACCUGUUUUCUUUUUGCCCCCAUCAAGCUCUGACAACCCCCUUGAAUCCCAAAUCUGUCUUUGCAAAUUAUGGAAUCAUCCAGUAGUUCUGCCUCUCUAGUAUCAUAUUAUGAGCUCUUCAUUGUGCACCACCGCCAUCCUCCUUGCUAACCCGCCCUCCUUCAUAUGGCUGAAGUGACUGUAUAGACUAAGCUUGGGCCUCGGUGGGAUCUUUGUGGAGGGGAAUUAGGGGACGGUAAAGUUUUGUAACAUUUCUGGUUGCAUCUUCUCCAAGCUGACAGACCCUGAAAUCAUUUAGCAACAGUGUGGUGGUGGACUCCGCAUCAUCUCACCUUCCACACAUCAAAUAGCAGCACUUCAUUCGUCAACUGAGCAUUGUGGAAAACCCUCUCGGACUCACCUUAACUCGUAGCUUCUCUUUUUCCUUGUGACUUCAUGGGCUGUUUGUUCCCAAUAACCACUUACACUCUGCUUCAAUAACGUCAUAGUAAUUCAAUCUCAUCUGCUUCAUCACGUCCUCUCUCUAUCACUAUCACUUAUCAUCAUAAACAAGCUGACAAACAAAAAAAAAAAGCUAGACAACAAGUAGGCUGUUAAACUCUUUACUCUCUGUGUUUGUGAUGACGUGUUUGAGUGACAAAAUAACGUUGAAAUGAGCUUUCGGUGUUCUGUUUUGAUCUUAUUUCUGUUUUCUUCUUCCUUUCCUCCAAGUUUCUUGAUUUAAAAAAAACAGGUUUUCUUUAUUUAAUGUACUUUUCUUUCUGUGUAAGCAAUACAAUGGCAGUCUUUUUCUUUUUUUCUUUUUUUUUUCGUUAACACUCAGAGAAUCUUGGAAACACGCACAGGUUUUUGUAAAGCAGUACACACAGCUCAGAAGGAGGACAGAGGGAAGUGAGGAAGGAAUUGUUGCUGUGUUUUUAAAAGUAGGGCAAAAGAACAAAAAGGAUUAUGUUGGAACCUGAAUGUUUUUAAAAAAAAAUGCAAUACAGAGGAGAUGUUGCCGAGGUUGAAAAGCUUAACCAGAGCGUGCAGUCCAGAAGGAGAUGAGGAAGCAGCGUAAAUGUCUCUGGAGUCAAAGGCGCUGUGUGUUUCAGUCGUGCCUCCUAUCCUUUUUACCUGAAAACUACAAACAAAGAUGCCGCAGGCUCACGCCUAAAACUGCUCAGAGAAACACAAAAAUGUCAUAAUUUAAAAAAAAAAAAAAACGCACAUUAAACCGCUAGGCACAACCUGGUGUUGCUAUUUAAGAGAACCCUGUACACCCUGGUAGUUUAGUGUAGUCAUGGCUGUUGUCCCAUUUCAGGCGUUUCUAUGAGGGGUUAUGCUGCAGUGUUGAUUGCCGGGUGAUGAUAAAAGCUUCAGCUGAAUACUGAACAUCUCUUCCAUGUUGUUGGGAGUAAAGGCAGUGGAACAUGAUGUGGUUGUAUCAUAAUCUCUUGUAGCAAUGUAUUCAACUAUUGCCUUUAUAAUGCAUGGCCAGAUUAUUAUUACAAUAUAAAGCCCUGAGGGUGAAAACCCAUGUUGCAUUUUUGUUGUUAGCGCAUGUAUCUCUCUGGGCAGUGCUACACAGGUGAUGUGUUGUCUCUUGGAAGACCCUUUUUUAGCGCUGAUAUCGUCAUUUUACGUCUUCCACCGAUGAUGUAAUUCCACUGACCAAACUAGUAAACGGAGAUAAUUGAAAACAGUGAUUCAAACUCAAUAGGUGUUUUUGGACCAAACAGUUCCGGGGACUUUUUGAAGAGGCGCUGUCCACUAGAGAGUUCCCUGAGAGCUACACACCAUGGGGACUUUUUUUUUUCUGUCUGCAUUCGCACCUCCAUGGUACCUACUCUGAAGCAGGAGCUAAACAGGUUCCUCGAAACGGGGAUCCAGGAACUAAAAUAGGUCAUCAUUCCUGCGGUGCGGUGGGGGGAGGGUUCCAACAGUUCCCAGGACUAUGAAAAAGUUCCUGCAGUCCGAUAACACCUGUUGAGAUGGGUUUCUCAUGCGAGGGUAUUACUUACACAAGUUCAUAGUAUUUACGUAUUUCAAUCAAGCAUUAUAUCAGCUGCAAAGAUCAUACUUGCUUAGUAAAAAAUGCUCCUUUUUAAUAUCUGGCUUUAUAGCCAUUCUGUGUUCACCAGCUAGCAGCUAGUUUUUUCUUCGAAGUAUUAUGAAAUCAUGAACCUUUCCAACCUAUUGAUGCCGACUUCUUCAAAGUUGAACACUUAAUGCUCGUUACAUCACAUGUAGUAAAACAGAGUGAAAGGACUCGUAGUUUUUGGGGUUUGGAUACAGUUUCUUUGACGCAAAUCUUUUGUUUUAGCGUAUAUUCAAAACAAAAAACAAAAAAAAUCAAUGAAAAACAAGCGAGAUGAUUGAAAAUGCCUUUAUCAGAUAUUAAACAAUAUCAUCUCUUUUUAAAAAAAAAACAGAUUAAAAACCAGAGCUCCAUUGGCAGCCCCAAAACAGACAAAUCAAGCAAACAACGAAAGCAGAUUUUCUUUAUGUUCAAAUUGUCACUUUAACAAUGAAAAAAGAAGAAGGAGAAGAAGAAGCCUUGAAGGAAACAAAUGGAACUAAAUUGCACCUUAAUGCUUCAAUUCAAAGAGGGCUCACUGUGAGGAGUGGUGGUAUAUAAUUAGCAAAGUAAAUACCCCUUUUUUUUCAACAAGUGAUGCCAAAAAUGACUUAAUUAUGAAUGAGCUUAUGCGUGAUGACAUGAACUAUGGACUCUCAUUUCUCCCCCUACUAUUCAAUCAUGAAGUGUAGUUUGAUUGAUCAUUCGUCAUUAUUCCGUUUUAUAUUAAAAACCUUGAAUUCAAACUAGGAAAAAUAAUCUUUUUAUGACGGGGAAAAAACAAACAAGCAUUAACUCCUAAUUAAUGUCGUCAGAAAGUGGAAAUGUGUCACAUGCAGGUGUUUAAGUAUUUUUCUGCCAGGUGAGGGGUCGAGUGUUUGAAGAGCAGCUGUGAUCAUUGCAUUUGCUUUGUUUUAUGCCACAGCUGUCGUCUGCCCAAAACCAUGGUUUAGCUUUUGCUUUUGCCCCGAGAGUUUUUACUUGGAUUACUUAUGAGAUUGCACAUGGAUGUAUAUAGAUAUUUUAUUGUUGACGUAUUCGGUAUUGCCCUCAAAUUAAAGAACAAAGCAUCAGCAUUAUUAGAAUCAGGU
This is a messenger RNA of Labrus mixtus (cuckoo wrasse), 8281 nucleotides long. RefSeq names its product microtubule-associated protein 4. The transcript has 18 exons. Gene Ontology annotation, biological process: microtubule cytoskeleton organization; neuron projection development. Gene Ontology annotation, cellular component: neuron projection. Lineage: Eukaryota; Metazoa; Chordata; Actinopteri; Labriformes; Labridae. Gene Ontology annotation, molecular function: microtubule binding. The record is from RefSeq and is a predicted model, not a curated record. The coding region runs from base 107 to 4672 and encodes 1521 amino acids.